UGGCACACAGUCUGUCAGUUGUAAUUCGACACAGAGCACGACCAGAAGACUGACGACCGUGGCGUGACGCGAACGUAUAUAGGCCUAUACGUAUACACCCUAAUCAUAAGUACUAAUCAAUUAGAAUAGAAUAAUCGAAUAAUAAGCGGCUACGAGAUUGGUGUGAUGCAAUUGAAUGCAUACUCCGGCGCACCGAGUGAAUGUCUUUGGAUGUUUGUUAUCGGAUGAUCUGAUUGUGGAAGUUUCAGUGUGGAUGCUAGAGUAAUCGUUACCUGCUACAUUAGAAUUAAAUAUUAAACCGAACCUAUUGCCUUAGUGAACGGAGAAGUGCUGACAAUUUACUGCAAUCGCGAUAGUAUUGUUCAAAUCAACAAAAAGUGCAGUGAUACUUGUGAACGGCAGUAAAUUUACAUUUUGAGUGACAUCUGCUGUGGCCCAGAUCAGGACCGAAUUCUUUUUGUGUGAAUUUUGAUUAAAGACGGGGCAUUUGGGUUCUACUGGCGUAGUAGUGGUAACAUACGGUGGAACGUAUCUUCAGCAUAAACAUCACCAUCGUAGUGUCCGUCGUCGCCGUUGUCGUCACAGUCGUCGUCUUUGCGAAAAUAUACUUAGUUUAUAAGAAUAAUACGAAAAACGCGAGUAUUGAUCGUUGAGUACAACAACUCAGGAGUCAGUUGAGAUCAGUCCAACGCAUAGGUUCAAUGUAUUUAUUGUUUACCCGAGACGCGAUUCGCUACUCGUUGGACGCCCCCACAGCAUCCAUCCAGUGGGAAUAGUAUAUAACGAGAUCACUUUAAAUUUCGCAUCUGCAACACGCGCGCACACCGCGGCAUUUCUUUUUGACCCUCGCUUAUGUGUAUGUAAAGCUUGGAAAGAAAGGGAUUUGGAUUUUGUGGUGCAAAACGUAGGAAUAAAGAAAAAGCAACAGAUUUCACCGAUCCAAAAAAGUUCCUAGUAGAAACGUAACGUUCACUCGAGACGGAUAAAUAAAUGUGUACAUUGAGGGCUACACCUGCCGUGUGAUCUGCUGAUAGUUCUAAUAAAGGCUUCACCAUCGACCGCUAUCAGCCUAGUAGUUGGUACAUCGCUGAUAACAGUACGCGUGUUCUUCAAAGCAAAAGUUAACCCACAUAUAUUCAAAUACAAACACACACAACACGCGAGAAGAAUGGCCGACAUCAUCGAGGACGAGAUGAAACACUGCUACGAGAACUUGAUCGUUGUCGACGUUGGCGCCAAUCUGACCAACAAAAAAUACAUUCGUGACUUGGACUCAGUGAUUCAACGCGCAAAAGAUUCGGGCGUUCAAAAGAUCAUGGUCCCAGGCACGUCGGUCAAGUCGAGUAAAGAGGCCCUCCGUCUGACACGUAUCUACCCGGGAAUCAUCUACUCGACAGCGGGAAUACAUCCGCACGAUUCGAAAUCAAUCAUAGAGGAGCCCAGCACAUGGCUGGACUUUGAAGUAAUUGCCACAGCGCCGGAAUGCGUCGCAAUUGGACCGUGCGGGCUGGACUAUCAGCGGGACUUUAGCGAGCCGUGCACCCAGAAGGACAUAUUCGAGCGACAGCUCAAGCUGGCCUGUGAUUUGCAGAAACCCAUCCUCAUUCACGAGCGAUCUGCGCAGGAAGAUGUGUUGGAAAUACUUGCGAAAUUUCAACCCACCCCGCAAAUCAUCAUAAGAGGCUUUAUGGGCACAACAGAGGAAGCCCUCAAAUACCUGCAACAUGACUACUACAUAUCUUUAACUGGAUAUCUUUGCAAGGACAAAUCCGACACGGGGGUGAGAAAAUUGCUCGAGGAUGGCCGCCUUCCGCUCGAGCGACUUCUGGUGGAAACUGAUUCACCGUUCAUGUACCCGAACACACGUGCCUCCAAGCUGCCACAGCACGUGAAAACCGGCCUGACGGAGCGAUCGCUACUGUAUCUCCACCGCUACUGUACCUUCCAGCGGAACGAACCCUGCAGUUUGCCCGCCAUCGUGGAAAUGAUAGCCGCCUUCAUGAACAAGAAACCGGAGGACGUCGGCCUAGCGACCGCAUUCAACGCACUCAAGCUGUUUGGCUUAUCCCAAUGAUAAACAAAAAAAAAAAAGAAACGACAUAAUCAAAACGAAAACGACAUUUUACUUUGCUGCUAAUUUCAUGUUAUUACCCAAAAACGAUUUCACGCCUUGUUCGACGAAUGAUACUAUUGUUAUCAAAGCUAUUUUUGAAAUGUUUUUAUAUUCCCAGCUCUCGAUUGUUAAUUUAGCCCUAUUUAACUCUUGCCUGUGACAGUUAUCGAGAGCCACCUUAUAUUAUUGUUACUUUAGUUAUUGAAAUUCGAUGGCUGCUUGCUCAAAGAGCUAUUCUUUGAUUACGUUAACGUAUCAUGAUACGUUACAAUAUUCGUUGUACAUUUUAGCAUAUCGACCGUAGUUUUAGUUGUAGGCAUGAACAAACGAAUUGUGUUAAAUGAAUUUAUGUUCUAUGUGAAGCGAAAGACUGAAGUUACUCAAAAUCCAACAGCAAAGCAUGGUGAAUGCAACACACCACGCGAGAGGGACAAACUAAACCAGAAAACGUGUCUAAUCUCGCAACAAUUAGAUAAGGAUCAAAGUUUACUACGUAGUCAUUUGUUCUUCGCGAAACAGCCCUCUAUCAGGGAACAAUCUCCAUAGGUAAGAAAAUACAUUCCUUGCGAACGGCUGUUUCACGAAAAGCGAACGGAUUACCCAAGGUAGGGCGCUGCCGGAAGGCCUUUUAGAAGCUUCUAAAUGAGAGAAAAGAAAAGCAAUCGACUGCAAUGUCGGCUACUGAGUGCUCUUAUUUGCUAGUAUUUAGGGAUAGCAUAAUCCUAAGGAAACUGUUGCAAGUAAUUGUUGUUUACUCAGUUAUACACAUUUGAGUUAAAGGUGGAUAUGUAUAGGGAGAAAAGUGCCAUAAUGUAUCUUACUGUAACGGGAAGAUUUGAAUUUAAAAUGUGACACUGUAUUCAUCAUGUAAAUUAUUGAGAUUGAAUAAAAGUAUAUUUUUAUAUAAAAGCAAA
Messenger RNA from Toxorhynchites rutilus septentrionalis, 3027 nucleotides. Its product is annotated as 3'-5' ssDNA/RNA exonuclease TatD. Gene Ontology annotation, molecular function: single-stranded DNA 3'-5' DNA exonuclease activity. The transcript has 4 exons. The record is from RefSeq and is a predicted model, not a curated record. NCBI's taxonomy places the organism in Eukaryota, Metazoa, Arthropoda, Insecta, Diptera, Culicidae. Bases 1169 to 2074 code for a protein of 301 amino acids. Gene Ontology annotation, cellular component: cytosol.